Molecule: messenger RNA, 2025 nt
Organism: Salarias fasciatus (jewelled blenny)
Lineage: Eukaryota; Metazoa; Chordata; Actinopteri; Blenniiformes; Blenniidae
Product: double-stranded RNA-specific editase 1-like
Exons: 9
Coding region: 1-2025 (674 amino acids)
Biological process (GO): RNA processing; adenosine to inosine editing
Cellular component (GO): cytoplasm; nucleolus
Molecular function (GO): double-stranded RNA binding; adenosine deaminase activity; tRNA-specific adenosine deaminase activity
Source: RefSeq, a predicted model, not a curated record
AUGAGUUCCGGCAGUACCGGAGUGAAGGAAAGCCAGAACUCCUACAGCGUCUUCUCCAGACGAGGCGUUCCGGCCCCGGCCAAUGGGAAGAAGCGUCCAUCAGAGGAGGGUGAGGGCAGGCGCACGCGUCCACACGGGUACAAACCCAAGAAGCGAAAGACGACCGCGCCGCCCAAGAACGCCCUGACGCGUCUGAACGAGCUGAGGCCCGGGCUGCCGUACCGGCUGGAGUCCCGGAGCGGUCCGGUCCACGCGCCGCUCUUCGUCAUGAGCGUGGAGGUGGACGGCCGGAUGUUUCGGGGCUCCGGGCCUAACAAGAAGAGCGCCAAGCAGGACGCGGCAGAGACGGCUCUUCGCUCCUUCAUCCAGCUCCGGACUCCGACAUCCGACUUCACCUCGAACCGGGUGGACUUCACCUCGAGCCGGGUGGACUUCACCUCGAACCGGGCUGACUUCACCUCGAGCCGGGUGGACUUCACCUUGGACUGGGUCGACUUCUCGCAUGCGCUCUUCAACGCCUCUGAGACGUCCGUGCCUCCAGACAACCCCUCUCACGGUUCUGUCAGAGCCGCAGGGUCAGAAUUAUCCGCCCCGAUCCCCCGCAAGAACCCCAUCAUGACCCUGAACGAACUGCGGCCCGGACUCCAGUACCGCCUGCUGUCGGAGAGUGGGCGGAGCCACGCCAAGAACUUUGUAGUGUCGCUGGUGGUGGAGGGUCGGACCUUCCGUGGUUCCGGACGGAACAAGAGGCUGGCCAAGGCCCGGGCGGCACAGGCCGCCCUGACGGCCCUGUUUCACCUGCAGCCGGACCUGGAACCGUCACGGCAGCCCGUCCCCCGAGAGGGUCCACAGCUCCACCUGCCACAGGUCCUCGCCGACACCGUUUCUCGUCUCGUUGUUGACAAGUUCGGUGAACUGACCGACAACUUCACGUCUCCGCAUGCGCGACGGAAAGUCCUGGCCGGCGUCGUCAUGACAACAGGCCCGGAUGUGCGGCAGGCUCAGGUCAUCUGUGUGUCCACGGGGUCAAAGUGCAUCAGCAGCGACCACCUGAGCCGCCGCGGCCUGGCUUUGAACGACUGCCACGCCGAGGUGGUGGCUCGCCGCUCCGUGGUCAGAUUCCUGUACUCCCAGCUGGAGGUCUUCCUCUGUGACGAUGAAGAUGAGCACCAGAGGUCUGUGUUCAUGAGGAGCGAGGACGGCCGAGGCUUCCGCCUGAGAGACGGCGUCCAGUUCCACCUGUACGUCAGCGCCUCGCCGUGCGGAGACGCCCGGAUCUUCUCUCCUCACGAGGUGGCAGUGGAUGGAGCCCACGGAGGAGACGAUCAGGCACACAGGCCUCCAGCCAGGAAGACCCGCGGUCUGCUGCGCACCAAGAUCCAGUCCGGUGAAGGAACCGUUCCGGUUCCGGUGGCUUCUGGAAGCUCCGGGGUGGUUCAGGGGGAGAAGCUGCUCACCAUGUCCUGCAGCGACAAGCUGGCCAGGUGGAAUGUUCUCGGCUUCCAGGGCUCCCUGUUGACCUUCUUCACCCGGCCCAUCUACUUCUCCAGCGUCAUCCUGGGCAGCCUGUACCACGCCGACCACCUGUCCAGAGCCGUGUACCGUCGGCUCAGCGGCGUGGAGCUGCCCAGCGGCUCCUUCGUCCUCAACCGCCCUCUGCUCAGCGGAAUCAGCGACGUGGAGGCCCGUCAGCCGGGGAAGGCUCCGGACUUCAGCGUCAACUGGGCCGUCGGAGAUCCGGGGUUAGAGGUCGUCGACGCGACCACGGGGAGGGACGAACUGGGUCCACCGUCCAGACUCUGCAAACAUCAGCUAUACAGCCGCUGGAGGCGUCUGCACUGCAGGCUGUCCUCCCUGCUGAGGAUUCGAACCGGGACUCCUGGCAGCUACUACCAGGCCAAGCAGUGUGCGGUGGAGUACCACAGCGCCAAGCAGGCGGUGUUCCUGGCGUUCCUGCGGUCCGGACUGGGCUCCUGGCUGAAGAAGCCUCCGGAGCAGGAGCAGUUCGGAACCUGGAGUCCCUGA